Messenger RNA from Rhizophagus irregularis DAOM 181602=DAOM 197198, 266 nucleotides. NCBI's taxonomy places the organism in Eukaryota, Fungi, Glomeromycota, Glomeromycetes, Glomerales, Glomeraceae. The record is from RefSeq and is a predicted model, not a curated record.
AAUUUUGUUUAAUUCAAAAUAAAUAAAUUAAUUAUGACAGAGCCUUUUUUUAUUUUCUACCUUACUUCUCUAAGACAAUAUAAUGAUACACUAGAGUUUAGACCAUCAACUAUCCGAUCAUUUAGUUCUUAUAUAUAUAUAUAUUUUCAUCAAAAAUUGUGGGACUUUAAGUAUGCAGAAAUAGUAACAAAUGUAAGAAAAUUACAUAACAUCUAUCUUUUUCCCAAACAAAUACGAGAAGAAUGUGAAAAAUUCUAGGACCCCGA